This is a messenger RNA of Folsomia candida, 1997 nucleotides long. Its product is annotated as probable 4-coumarate--CoA ligase 3. Lineage: Eukaryota; Metazoa; Arthropoda; Collembola; Entomobryomorpha; Isotomidae. Bases 166 to 1920 code for a protein of 584 amino acids. The record is from RefSeq and is a predicted model, not a curated record. The transcript has 11 exons. Gene Ontology annotation, molecular function: CoA-ligase activity.
GUGGAUGGGUGUAAAUACAAAUACAUUCCACUAAUAAGUGUGUAUUUGAUUGGAAAAUUUUGACAUUGCAAUUAGCUUAAUUAACUAUUAAUUGAUCAUCAAUUCUUCCCAAACCUUCUAAUCAAAUUCGCUCGGUAUCAUUGUGGGAAAUUACCUAUUGUAGAAAUGUUUAUUAAAGCGGUGUUAAGAGUUAACAUUGGUUACAACACGACUCGACAAAUUUUAAGAAAUCCUGCAUGCAUUCGAAGAAGGUCAACAUCAGCAUCAGCAGCAUUACACCAGGAUGAAGACCCCAACUGGGUCAAGUCGCAACUUGAAAGUGUCGAUUGCGUUAAGGGAUUUACAAUUCCGGAAAUUAUUCGUCAAAAUAUGGGUGGCUGGGGAAAGUUGACGGCAUUUGAAAGCCAUGAAACUGGACGAAAAUACAGCCAUGACCAAAUCCUCAAAAAUGCUCAAGGCUUUGCAGCAGCAUUAAUUCAAAGUGGAUUAAAACGUUGUGAAGUUGUCGCCAUUGUUUUACCAAAUGUUCCAGAAUACGCCAGUAUCCUCUUUGGUAUUUGGGACGCAGGCCUGGUUGCCUCUCCCGUAAAUCCGUCGUAUUCAUUUAUGGAAACCAAGAGACAAUUGGAAAUGUCUGAUUCUGUCACUGUUGUCACCAAUGAAGAAAACGUGGCCUCAGUUUUAAAAGCAAAAGACGCCAACCCUAAAAUUAAAUCUGUUAUAGUUGUGGGCGAACCGGUGUCAGGAUGCCACUCUUUUUAUGAAAUGGUCAAAGCCGAUACUUUUGGUAUCGAUUUUUACAAAGGGUCCAGUUCAGAUACGACACAAGAAUUGGCAUUGUUACCAUUCUCCAGUGGAACGACAGGUCCACCAAAAGGCGUAAUGCUCACUCAUUCCAAUAUUGUGACCAAUUUAAUUCAAUGUGAACCUUCUCGUGGCAUUAGUAUGAUAAGGCCUGCAAAAGAUGGUUUCCAGGAGAGGAACAUUGGUCUGCUUCCGUUCUUUCAUGCCUUCGGGUCCGCCAGCAUCCUCUGCAUGACGAUGCACAUGGGAGGUCACUCCCGAACGCUGAGUAAAUUCGACCAAAAUACAUUUUUAGCCGCAAUUAGAGAGCACAAGCCCACGAUCCUCCAUUUGGUAACACCUUUGAUCAGUCAUAUUGCCAACAGCGAUAAUUAUGGGGCAAAAGAGUUGGAAUCCGCACACACCAUUGCAGGAGGAGCCGCACCUAUCGGUCAAGCCCUGAUUAGUCAACUGUUAGACAAAGCAGGAAAGCACUUUCUAUUUCAAGAAGGAUAUGGCAUGACAGAGUUAAGCCCAGUAUCUCACGUUUUACUCCCAGGGACAAACAAUACCAAAAUCGGAAGCUGUGGAUCUCCAAUUCCUGGAACAAUUACAAAAAUUAUCGACUUAGAGGGAAAUAGUUUAAAGAGAAAUGAACGGGGAGAAAUAUUGGUGAAAGGCCCUCAAGUGAUGUUGGGCUACUAUAAAAAUCCAGAAGCGACUAAAAAUACGAUUGAUUCUGAUGGAUGGCUUCACACAGGAGACAUCGCAUAUUACGAUGAUGAAGGAGACAUGUUCAUAGUCGACAGGUUAAAAGAACUCAUAAAAGUUCAAGGAUUCCAAGUUGCUCCCAGCGAGUUGGAAGAUUUGCUCCGACAGAAUGAAAAAGUCGAAGAUGUUGCCGUGAUUGGGGUUUCAGACGUUCAAACAGGAGAAGCACCGCGUGCCUACAUUGUGAAAAAGCCACAGGUGAAACUAACCGAGGACGAAGUUCACCACUACCUCAAGGAUCUCGUAUCUAAACACAAAUACCUCAAAGGAGGCAUCGAAUUUAGAGAAUCCAUUCCUAAGGCUCCCAGUGGAAAAAUAUUAAGACGCGAACUUAGUGACGAGUACAAGAAAAAAUUUGGCAGCUAAUAAAUAAGUAGAUUACUUGUGAAAUCAGUUCAAUAAAUAUCAGUUUGGCUUUCAUGCUACUAAAACCAACCUCAAAA